This is a messenger RNA of Mercenaria mercenaria, 4199 nucleotides long. Its product is annotated as forkhead box protein J1-B-like. Gene Ontology annotation, biological process: regulation of DNA-templated transcription. The coding region runs from base 232 to 1650 and encodes 472 amino acids. The transcript has 3 exons. Gene Ontology annotation, molecular function: DNA-binding transcription factor activity; sequence-specific DNA binding. The record is from RefSeq and is a predicted model, not a curated record. Lineage: Eukaryota; Metazoa; Mollusca; Bivalvia; Venerida; Veneridae.
ACAUUGUUGCUAGACCAAAAUUCAUUCAUAUUUUCUGAAUAACAUUUGCUAAUUAAUUCAUUUCUUGAUAAAAUUGUGGGACUCAAACUUUUGAAACAACAUGACAAUAGCAUAAAAUCAGUAUUGUAAAAUAUAUUUGGAGGAUUUAUAUUUCUAUUAGACUUAUUCUUACCAUCAGAGUGACCAACCGGCAAUUUUAUUUCAAAUGAUAAAAUUUUAGCACCAAGAUCAAUGCUAAAAGUACACCCCAAUAUAGGCAAGGUGAAGUAUCCACAGGCUUAUUCCCUUCAUCAACAUCAGCCCAGGAUGCCAGCUCUUACACGUGAUCACCUAGCCCUCAGACUACGUCAGAACUGGAUGGCCAAAUAUCCCAUGGACACAUGCAGUAAUGGAGGAACAAAUCUUGAUGACAGUCUUACAAGCUUAAACUGGCUCCAGAAUCUGAACAUCCUCAAGAUCACCACACCAACACCACCAUCAAGCCCUGGGCCACCAAUGUUAGGAGACUACAAAAACAUUAAAGUGAAUCCUAAUUCGAUAUUGAAUGUUGCUUGUGGGCCUCCACCGACCAAAAUGUUUGAAAUGAGAUUUCCACCAGUAGACACUCCUCCACUUACACCCACCACACUAGGUGGAGAUUCAAUAGACUACAAAACUAAUCCAUAUGUAAAACCACCCUACUCAUAUGCAACAUUAAUAUGUAUGGCAAUGAAAGAGACAAAGAAAAGUAAAAUUACAUUGUCAGCAAUUUACAACUGGAUUACAGAUAACUUCAUGUAUUACAGAUUAGCAGAUCCAAGUUGGCAGAACUCCAUUAGGCAUAAUUUGUCACUGAACAAAUGCUUCCAGAAAGUUCCUCGAAGAAAAGAUGAACCUGGUAAGGGAGGAUUCUGGAGAAUCAAUCCUGAAUAUAGUGACCUUAUUGAAAACGGUGUGUUCAAGAAACGUAGAAACAGUCGAGAUGGCCAGUCAGGGUCUACAUCUAGCUCACCAACUACAACCCUUCCCAUUAACUUAAAAAGAAUUAAACGUGAGCCUGAAGAUGAUGGCUAUGAAGAAAGUAGUUCAAGCCAGCCAUCAAAAAUGCGUAGAUUAGAUGGUGGAAAUAGUGUCUUACAUUUUGGUGCUACUGAGGAUGAAGGUCAUUUAAAAGGUGAUUUCAACUGGACCUCAAUUCUUAAUCAGGAUAUUGAAAUUGGUGGUGUAAAAAUUAAAACUGAAGACUUGAUUGAUACAAAUGAUGACUCUGCUAGUCCAAUCAUGGCCAUGAGCCCUCCGUCAUCAGACUCAAAUUCUGUAAGUGAUUUCGGAUUAGACGAUCUUUUAGGAGAAAAUGAUUUCUCACCAUCACAAUCUCCAUUAGACUUCACAACACAUGAUUCUCUCAGUUUAGAAGUUAUUGGCACUGGUAUUAAAGCACCUAACUGGUGGGCAGACAGUUUUAAUGCUGGUGAGCACCGAAAUCUGCUACAAAACAUUGAAAAUAUUGAAACAAGAAGUGGGCUAAAUACUCCAGUAGCACCUUCACCUGUGCAUGAAAAUGAAGAAAAUGAUCAUCCAUGGUUCGACAGAACAGACUUAAAUCUUGAUACACCUUUUGAUGUAGACAAUUUGUUUGACAUUGAAAACAUCCCAAGUCCUCACAUAUGAUGUGAAAAAAAUGCAAUAUCUUAGUUAUAGAAAACCACUAGUUGCCUUAGCUGUUAGCUCUGAAAUUGUCUGUGUUUUCAUGUAAACGUAUGACCAUUUUGAGAAAAAAAUCUAUAAGAGCUUGAGUGUAGAAAGCUGCCAAAAAAUAGCAUUCUGUAGCCAUAUACAUUACAUUAUCAUUGAUAAAAACUGCCAGUAAACAAAAUUCAUGUUUUAGUUUCAUACUAAAUUUCAAACACAAAAUGUCAGUUAUAUCAUGAAAAUAUAAAGGGUAAAAUCUUUUCAUAUUUAAUAGUCUGAACUUUUUAACAGAAAGCAUUGUUAUCUAGAACAUUGAAUUUAAAGAUCAUAGUUCUUUAUGUCUCACAAGGCUUUCAUAAUUAGCUCAAUCAUGUGUGUAAAUAUAUCAUUGAUUUCGUUUUUAUCACUAAAUCAUUGAUUUUAUUAGAGGCAUUAUCAUGCUUGAGGAAUGAUUUUGUUACUUGUUCAUGAGUAUUUUAAGAAAGUUUUGUUAUUUGUUGAUAUAUUUGUUGUAGAUAGAUUUGGUAUUACCUUACCAAUGUGAUAAUGAUAAAAGUGCUGUUAAAGUACUAGCGAAGCGAGAGAUUCCAUUUUGAAACUUAGAGAUACACGUGUAAUACUAUUUUAUAGCUGCAGCAAAACCAUGAGCACAUAGAAACUAUAGUUUUUUCGUAUUAGUCAGAAUACAUUCAGUACAAUCUUUACAUUGCAAUACUGUUCUAGCUAAAGUCUUACUCGUAGGAAGUUAAUGGUUUCUUUCAAUUUGUACAGUUUUAUUUCACAAGUUAGUUAUUUCCAAUGCAUGUGUUUUCAAAGGUCAAUUUUUUUGAUGCGCAUAGUUUUUGAAGUGUUGGAGUUCAUUACAGAAAAUUGUUGAAAUUUCCAAAGGUAAAAAGUUUCAUUCUGGUAUCUCUCUAGGGCAUUGUGCAAAUUUUGAAGGAUGUCAUUUCUGAUGACUUUCUGUCCUUAUCUAUUCCGUCCUUAUGUAUUCCGUCCAGUAAUACGUAUUUAUUCAUAUUAAAAUUGUACAUAUUGUAAAUAGGGUUGAUAAUUAAAAAGUUUAUUUGUAUAUAGUUUUAUAAAUCAUGUAAAUAUUAACAUUUUAUAUUUAUUUAUUUAAAAAAGAAAGCUGUAAUAUAUUAAAGGCGAUAUUUAAUGAGUGUUUUAAGGUCUUUUACCACCUUCAGCUGAUUCUAUUUUUUAUAUUUCUAAGUUGAAAAUGGAUUACUUGUUUCUGUUGGAAAUACACAGUGUGACACUCAGUAUUAAAAGCCUUGAUUGUAUUAUUAAAUUGAUUGGUAAAAUCUGAUAUUUUAAAUGCUUUAAACAUUGUUAAAUCAAUAUACUUUAUUUUCCAAUAUCUGAUAUGACCUACCUCAAUUCAAUAUUUUUAUACUGAUCUACAGAAUAGAACAUGAGAAUUACUGAUAAUGUAUCAGAAAAAAAGAAACAUGUCUCAAUCGUGUUUUAAAAUACUUAAAAUAUAUCUAAGCUAGAUAGGACUAAAAGCAAAUGACCAAUAACUAACAAGACAUACUUUCUUUUUACAAAAUAGAUUUUAUUACAAAAAAUUAUUGUGAUAUAUUAGGUUCUGUAUGACCCAUGAAAUUAUAAUGGGGUGGGGGAGGGUUUGUGGUGGGGGGAGGGGGGGGGGGGGUAAAAAUCAAAUCAUAAACGAAAUAACCUUUGUAUCAGAGGCUUUACACUGCCAAGAAACUAUCAUUUUCACAAAUGGUUAAAUCAAGAUGAAAGCUAUAUCUGUUUGUUUGUUCUUUUAAACUGUUUUUUAAAUUGUAGCAAAAUACUAUAGGAUAUUUUCUCUGUAUUUGAUCAGCCAAUAUACAAUAGUAUUCAAUAUAGUCUAGUGAAAAUAUAACAAUAUAUAGAAAGUACAUAGAUUUCAGACAUGUAGGUUCAUGUUUUUGAUUUUUAUGUAGGUGUAUUAAAUUAAGUAUUAAUCCAGGUAGUGUAGCAGAAGGGUGUCAAUGCAGAUUAUCUUAAUUCUAUUUUGUUGUGUUUUAAAAGCAUUUAUUAGCUUGAGAUUUAAUCAAUUUUUCCAUUGUCAUAUCACAGUCUGUCAGAAUUUCAAAACAUCAUGAUUCUAUCAUUCAUAUAAUGUAUCAUACAAAUAUAGUUUUGUAAUAAACAUUUUCAUUUGCAUUGUUUUUGCUCACAAGGGAAAACUUCUUUCAGUUUAAAUCUUAAUUUACGGACUUACAUUUGAAGCACUAUUUGUACUUGAAAAUAUUAAUACUGGUAGUACCUGUGGAAUUAUGACAUAUAUUAUAUUAUUAAGGUAAAAAAACAUCUUAAACGUUUUCUGUCAAGAGUUAUGUAACUUUUUAUAGCAAUGAAGAGAGUUGUACCCCUUGUGCGCAGUAUCAGCUGGAUCCCAGUUUCAUUCAGUAUUAAAUCCUCAUGUUUCUUGUUCCCAGCACUAGUGUGCCUACACCGGUUGCCAGUGUUUACACUGUAUUCAUAAUAAAUUAUGAGAAAAAAUGAAAAUAAAAAUAUUUCUGAAAAGAAAA